Messenger RNA from Camelina sativa (false flax), 676 nucleotides. The record is from RefSeq and is a predicted model, not a curated record. NCBI's taxonomy places the organism in Eukaryota, Viridiplantae, Streptophyta, Magnoliopsida, Brassicales, Brassicaceae.
UUAGGCUUUAUAGAAAUGUUGAAAACUCAUAUCUUUUUGUCUUGGCUAAUAUUUCUCUGUGAUAUAUGGGCAUGCCAGGCUGGUCAAGAAUCCUUUAGGUCUAUUACAAGGUCAUACUAUAGAGGUGCUGCUGGGGCUUUGCUUGUCUAUGAUAUCACAAGGAGGGAGACAUUUAACCAUCUAGCUAGCUGGCUAGAAGAUGCAAGGCAGCAUGCAAAUGCAAAUAUGACGAUCAUGCUUAUUGGGAAUAAGUGUGAUCUUGCUCACAGGAGGGCAGUUAGCACAGAGGAAGGAGAGCAGUUUGCAAAGGAGCACGGCCUUAUAUUCAUGGAGGCUUCUGCCAAGACUGCUCAGAAUGUUGAGGAGGCAUUCAUUAAGACAGCCGCAACAAUAUACAAGAAGAUUCAAGAUGGUGUGUUUGAUGUGUCAAAUGAGUCAUAUGGAAUCAAAGUGGGAUAUGGAGGAAUUCCAGGACCAUCAGGUGGAAGAGAUGGUAACACCUCGCAAGGAGGAGGGUGCUGCGGUUGAGAUGGGGAAAGGUGUCUAUAUCAUCAUGUAAAAAAUGAUCACAUAUGAUAUAGCAAAAAUGUCUCUGCUCUUCUUUCAAUAGUUUGUAAAUCGUUUUGGAGUUCGAUUUGUUGACUUUGUCGUGGUGGGUUUUGGAACGGUUUGACAA